AUGGACUGGCGCCUAGCGUGUGUUAGGAUGCUUCUAUUUGGAAGUAGUACGGGCCAAGGUGUUUUAGCCACGCUUCUAUAUGUUUGGCACCGGCAAAACGAGCAGUUGGUCUUUUUAAUUGCAUCUUUUAUUGUGGCAAUUGGACUGGUUCCGGCAUUGGUCUGGAACCCCCGUUGUCUCUGGUGGUGGUAUCUGCUACAUGUGGUGUCGGUAGCAUUUCUUCUAGCGGCCACGAUUUACUUUCUCGUGAAGGAAAGCAAUGCGUUUAGAGAGUCUCAGGGGUCUUUGAGUCCGAUUUACGUGCUGAUCGUCGCAUUGGCGAUGAUUUCGCUGUUUUUGGUGGGUUUUUCGUUUCCGACCGUAGUGCAAACGCCGCCAAGAGAGGAAGACACCGAAAAGGCCGAAAACGGCAAGCAUUUUGACUCAGAACUGGCUUCGGCAGAAUGGAAUUCUUCUGCUGCUUGUUCCGAGCAGCUCUCCCUCAACAAGCUGCACCAAGUGACCUCCCCUCCUCUCGGAUCGAACCCUCUUAAUAAUAAAGAUUCGGAGCGGACGCUUGUUGGCAAAACCGCACCGCUUGUGCCAAAAAAUGACGAGGAAUUCGAUCUUGCAUCGGUCAAUUGGCUCGUUCAGGCUUCCAUGGCUCCAUCUGCGCUUGACGACCAUCUAGGAGAAAACUGGAUGGCUUCCAGGCAGCACUAUACCUUUGGAGGCAGUGAGAGUAGAUUGCCGCAUGUUUCGGAGCUUUCGAGUGUUCACAGCGGCAGAGGUGCUUCUGGUCUUGGUCGUAGUAAUACCACGGGCCAACUCUCAAUGAAGAAAGCUCGCAGAGAUCGAAGCAACACCUCCGCCGGCAACUUCAUCACAAGAGACCAGCUGAAUGUUUUGCAGUCUGGCCGCAACCUCCUGACAACGCCAUCUGCUCAUAGGCAUGACCGGUCCCAAUCGAUCGACCCGGGCUUCCACUUUUUGUCCAAAUCUCAUCACCAAGCAUCCCCCUCCCAAUCGACUACACAAUAUACUGGCCACAAUUAUGGCCGCGGAUCUCAAUGCACACUUCCCCGGCUCUCCUUUUCCGAAGCGCCUGUCCAGUCUAAAGUGUUUCACACGCCUGAGCUUGGGUCCACUUCAGACGGUACCAUGCCCAACAGCCCUGACGGAAACCAUUUUUUUGCAGCUCCUCCACAAACAUCCCCCAAAAUGCACUCUGCAGGUAGUUCCAUGGGAGACAUCAUGGAAGGUCUUGAAGAGAUUCCUCAUGGCAUGCCUAGAUGGAAUUUCAGACAGCCCUCGGCGCUGAUGCAAAAUGUCUCCCUUCAAGAAUGGGAAACGAAAAAAAAUAGCUGGCUUGCUUGUGAGCAUGAUAUCAAGCCGCUCGUUUUCUAUCUGAAUACUCAUUCGGCGGUAGAAAGUCAGGUCAGUCCUGGUCGCAAGCACCAUGACCCAACACUCACAAACGCUACCACAGAUGGAAUCCUGAUGCGCUCAUUCAGUGCUCCAUCUCUUCAUACAUAUCGUCAAGUUUCGGACAGUAAGUCUAGGUCAGGCUCGCAGGCUCUGGCUUUAGACGACACAAUUGUUCUUCCAAAUCAUGAUAGCUAUGCUUUAUAUCGCACACAGACUCCGCCCGCUCUAACGCUGGUGUCGGAGGCUCCAUCGGUCAAUACAUCCCCCAUCAGAAAAAUCAUGAGCUUCAUGAAGCGCGACCUGCUUCUGGAAGCCAAUGCCUCUUACGGAGGCGGUUCUACAGCCAACACUACCUCAGGACACAAACACUCAGAAUCUGUGACAGCAUCGAUGGUAUCUUCCGCGACAGGCAAGUCCAGCCGGUCUGGGCUGCCCCGGAAAUCCAUCAAAAAUCUUUUUACUCGCUCUCAUUCGACUGAGCAGCCAAUCAGAUCCUCGUUUGCAUUUGCCAUGACUCCACGCAUGUCGCCACAAAAAGAACCACAGCCGCUUAUAUAUUCCAAACCAAAGAUUCCAUUGAACUUCCGUUUUCAAGACUGGGAGACUGAUACGUUGGAAAAUCUGGAUCGCUCCAGAGUGAGCAGUGUUCCUAGUGCAGUGAUUGGAGAAUAUGAUCGCGAGAAAUGGCGGACAUUAAAGGAAUUGAAGCAGCGAGACGUUUCAUGA
This is a messenger RNA of Australozyma saopauloensis, 2133 nucleotides long. RefSeq lists its product as uncharacterized. The transcript has a single exon. NCBI's taxonomy places the organism in Eukaryota, Fungi, Ascomycota, Pichiomycetes, Serinales, Metschnikowiaceae. Bases 1 to 2133 code for a protein of 710 amino acids. The record is from RefSeq and is a predicted model, not a curated record.